Messenger RNA from Punica granatum (pomegranate), 1151 nucleotides. NCBI's taxonomy places the organism in Eukaryota, Viridiplantae, Streptophyta, Magnoliopsida, Myrtales, Lythraceae. The record is from RefSeq and is a predicted model, not a curated record.
CGCGUCCCAGUUUUCUCGAUACCGAAUGGUUUUCCUCCGCCCGCAGUUGUGAACGAGAAGGCCUCUCUCUCUCUCUCUAUGUCUGGAUUGAUCGAAUGUCUUCUGCUCAACCUCUUCAGUCUCUCUGUUAGAAGCUCAACUGUCGGUGAUCGUCAUUGGAUUUCUUUUCUUCUCUUCAUUUUGCGGGAUUUCACGGCAACAAUGUACCCUGGAGGUUAUACGGCCGAAGUGACUAGUUUGUCCCCCAAAGCUACAGAGAAGGAAGUUUAUGACUUCUUUGUGAACUGUGGGCCGAUUGAAUUUGUCGAGAUCAUCAGGUCUGGUGAGUAUGCGUGCACAGCUUACGUGACCUUUAAAGAUCACUAUGCUCUUGAAACUGCCCUGUUGCUCAGUGGAGCUAAAAUUGCUGAUCGAGUUGUGAGCAUAUCUCGUUGGGGUUCGUUUGUCGAUGACUCCGAUCCCUGGUCAUGGAAGCCUGAGAACAACAGUUCCACAGCUGUACAUACAAAUCAAUUUGUUUCCUCCCCUAGCGAGGCAAUAACAGUAGCACAAGACGUUGUCAAGACAAUGAUAGCAAAGGGAUAUGAUCUCGGCAAGGAUGUGCUUGUAAAAGCCAAAGCCUUCGAUGAGUCCCAUCAAGUCUCAUCUUCUGCAGCUUCAAAAGUAGUCGAGCUGAGCAACAGGAUCGGCCUAACCGAGAAGAUAAACACAGGCAUGGAAGUGGUGAAGACAAUCGACGAUAGAUUGCAUGUCUCAGAGAUCACAAAAUCAGCCGCGGUCGUCACCGGGACAGCAGCUGUUGUGGCAGUGACGGUCACAGCAGAGGCUGCGGCAGCUGCUUCUUCUGCUGUGGUCAACAGCGGCUACUUCUCUAAGGGUGCUCUCUGGGUAUCGGAUGCUCUCAGUCGGGCUGCUAAUGCGGCCUCCAAUUUGGCCACCCAAGGCAGUAAGUAAUAGUCAUAUGUACGUUCUCUAGUUUGCAAGACUCUUAUUCCCGCUCCUCAGCAUAUACAUAAACGGGUAGUCAUCUGUAUACAGAACAAUUAACUCGACCAUUUGGAGGUUAAAUGUGUGAUUUCCACUAUGCUCUUACAUAAUGCACAUUGUACAUGGAGCAGUUACUAUCGAACUUUUUGAAACAUUUGACUCAA